AAGUAUGCCAGAGAGAGCUGAUAAGUAUUUAACACCUGCUACUCGUCUCCUUGAGAAAAGAAGAGAAAUAUUAGAAAUGGAGCAAGCUUUAAGUACACAAAAAGAAGAGUUUCAAUUGCAGAUGGAGAGUGUAAAGCAGCGUAGAGAGCAACUAGAUCGAAAAAAACAUGAACUCAAAGAAUCUCUUCUAAAAUUUGACAAGUUUCUUAAGGAAAACGAUUCAAAGCGUGCACGAGCAAUAAAGAAAAUGACUGAUGAAAGAGAAGCAAAACGAGGAAAAGAAAGAGAAAUUGAAAAGCUUGAAGAGGAGAUGCGACAGCUGAUAAAAACUAGGGAUAAAAUACAAAAAAAGGCAGAAAAAUACUCUGUUUGUCAACGGUAUCUUGAUAAAAUUAUAGAGAUUUCUGAUGAAUUUCAAGAACUUCGAGAAAUCACUGCUCGUUAUGACACCCUUAUCAACACUCACAAUGAAUUGCUAGCAAGAGAAAACAAGCAUCAAGAUGAUAUUGAAAACGAAAAAUCUAAACUCAGUAAAUUUGUUGAGAAAAAAAAUAAUGAAAUGCUUAGCUACAACAAUCAGUUAGCUCAGCUUCAAACAGAACUUGAAAAAGAACAAAGCAACGCUUUAAAAUGGGAAUCAGAGUGGACCCACAUACAAAAUACAGCUGCUAAGAAAACCUUGUUGUUGGGGAAAAUUAAAAUGGCUACUCACAAUUUGUUCCAGUUAAUCAAUAAAAAUGCAAAAGAAGCGGAAACAGUCGAAAGCACAGUUGAACAGCUCAAUAAGAUUCAAACUUUUAUUCAAGAUCUUUCGCAAAUAACAAACGAGAUAAAAAGAUCGGAAAAUCUAAACAUAAUAUAAUAUAUAAAUUUUGCUGUGUACUGUUCUAUAUAAGUUGUUGCUGUGUACUGUGUUGUAUAAAUUGUUGUUUUCUACUGUUGUUGUGUACUGUUCCAUAUAAGUUAUUUCUUUGGGGUUUUUUUUUGUACUUUCGUUGUAUACUGCUGCUGUAUAUUGGUUAACAUAUUUGGAAAUAUAAAGCCUGUUUCUCAUUUUAGUUUAUAAAAAUCCGUCUUUUACCAAUAUAGU
Messenger RNA from Hydra vulgaris (swiftwater hydra), 1090 nucleotides. The record is from RefSeq and is a predicted model, not a curated record. NCBI's taxonomy places the organism in Eukaryota, Metazoa, Cnidaria, Hydrozoa, Anthoathecata, Hydridae.